AUGACAAUAGCUUUCCUUUCGGUUCCAACUCCUCAACAUUAUCAUCAGGUUCAAUUGCACAAGCCAAAAAAUCCAUGGUCAGCUACUACUUCCCCUUGUUUUUCUAAGAUUCUUGUUCCUCCCUCACAGUGUUCUCCUUCUUCUACUCCAACUUCCCUCCUUUCUUCUUCACCAGAAGAACAACUUGCUAUUCCCAAUCAAUCAAAAUCCUCAACCCAACAAAGUGGUUGUAAAGCAUGUGGAAAACAAGAAAUAGAGAGAGGAUGCAAUGGUGAAGGAAGGAUGCAAGGCGGGAUUGCAACUGUGCCUGGCUUUGGAUGGUGGCCCAUAAAGGCUUACAGACCAUGCCCUGGAUUUGUUGCUUCUGGUGGUAGAUACAGACGACAGGGACAAAGCAUGGACGAGGUUGUCUCUGGUAGUGGUAAAAUUAAAACACCCUCUCCAACAACCGCCACUGAUUCAAAGCCGCAGCAAAAAGAAGGUUCGAAGAAGUUAAAGCGGUGA
Molecule: messenger RNA, 504 nt
Organism: Lathyrus sativus (Indian pea)
Lineage: Eukaryota; Viridiplantae; Streptophyta; Magnoliopsida; Fabales; Fabaceae
Source: the annotation of a GenBank genome assembly